CGCUAAAAGGGGAACACGUUCGUUUGUGCCAGAGCCACUCUCCUGUAACCACGGGAGAUGGGGCAGUCUGUGCCGUGAGGACGGAGAUCGGAAGAAGGAAAACAGGGACAAGAAAACAAGCGAGACCGAAGAGGACAUCUGGAGAAAGCGGAAGGCAGGAGACGGGGAGGGGAAAGAAACCCACGCCAGGUGGAAACAGGACCUAGAGCAAACCGGUCGGGUCCACGUUGUUUCUGGGAGAGAAGAGAGUACGGGAGGAUUGCCUUUUUUCCUGUCAGUUAAUGAAAACUACUUUUAUCCUCAUCAUAAAAGAAAAGGGUAAGGGGAGGUAAAGACAAUCUGUUUUCUUAGGGGAAGAGCUGAGGGAAAUCCGGACUACCUCUUUGAAGCAUCUGAAAUAAGCCACUGCCUGGUACACAUUGCUGAAAGGUCCUGGUUUCUGAAGAGCUACAUCCUUUUUCAGGAGAAUUCCAGCCGGAGUAGCUGGUACAGUUCUAUUUUUAUAUUUAAAUAUCUAUGCCUCCCCCUUGCCGCCCCCAACAACACUUUCCUUGUUUGUAAGCACGAGUGACAAGAAAGUGUCACGGCAGAGUAGGAAUAUUUUCAUUUUUCUCUUUUAUCUGCCUGGGUCUUUUUUUUUUUUUUAAAAGAGGGUAGGAGUGGUCCUUAUCACAUCACGGAAAAGGACGUCUCCAUUUGAAAGGCUUUCUCUCUAAAUAUAUUUACAUCCAUAUGCAUUAGAAAGAGAGAUUCCUUUCGGAGGUUGAAAUCCUACUGAGAAACAUGGAAAAAGGAGCCAGGCACCGAAACAACACUGGAAAGAACCACCCAGGUGGGAGCGAGUCGGAGGCCAGCCCCGAGAGUUCUGCAGGGGGCGGAGUGGCCCUGAAGAAAGAGAUUGGAUUGGUCAGUGCUUGUGGUAUCAUUGUAGGGAACAUCAUUGGCUCCGGAAUCUUCGUCUCACCCAAAGGUGUGCUGGAGAAUGCCGGCUCCGUGGGCCUCGCCCUCAUCGUGUGGAUCAUAACAGGCCUCAUCACAGCUGUGGGAGCCCUGUGCUAUGCUGAGCUCGGGGUCACCAUCCCCAAAUCUGGAGGUGACUACUCCUACGUCAAGGACAUCUUCGGAGGACUGGCUGGGUUCCUGAGGCUAUGGAUUGCUGUGCUGGUGAUCUACCCCACCAACCAGGCUGUCAUCGCCCUCACCUUCUCCAACUAUGUGCUGCAGCCGCUCUUCCCCACCUGCUUCCCCCCAGAGUCUGGCCUUCGCCUCCUGGCUGCCAUCUGCUUAUUGCUCCUCACAUGGGUCAACUGCGCCAGUGUGCGGUGGGCUACCCGAGUUCAAGACGUUUUCACAGCUGGGAAGCUCCUGGCCCUGGGCCUGAUCAUCGUCAUGGGAGUUGUACAGAUCUGCAAAGGACAGUACUUCUGGCUGGAGCCAAAGAACGCAUUUGAGAAUUUCCAAGAACCUGACAUCGGCCUCAUCGCGCUGGCUUUCCUUCAGGGCUCCUUUGCCUAUGGGGGCUGGAACUUUCUAAAUUACGUGACGGAGGAGCUUGUCGAUCCCUACAAGAAUCUUCCCAGAGCCAUCUUCAUCUCCAUCCCACUGGUCACAUUUGUGUAUGUCUUUGCCAAUGUCGCUUAUGUCACUGCAAUGUCCCCCCAGGAGCUGCUGGCAUCAAACGCAGUCGCUGUGACUUUUGGAGAGAAGCUCCUAGGGGUCAUGGCCUGGAUCAUGCCCAUUUCCGUCGCCCUGUCCACAUUUGGAGGAGUCAAUGGGUCCCUCUUCACCUCCUCCCGGCUGUUCUUUGCUGGAGCCAGGGAGGGCCACCUUCCCAGUGUGUUGGCCAUGAUCCACGUGAAGCGCUGCACCCCAAUCCCAGCCUUGCUUUUCACAUGCAUCUCCACCCUGCUGAUGCUUGUCACCAGCGACAUGUACACACUCAUCAACUAUGUGGGCUUCAUCAACUACUUCUUCUACGGCGUCACAAUUGCUGGACAGAUAGUUCUUCGGUGGAAGAAGCCAGACAUCCCCCGCCCCAUCAAGGUCAGCCUGCUGUUCCCCGUCGUCUACUUGCUGUUCUGGGCCUUCCUGCUGGUCUUCAGCCUGUGGUCGGAGCCCGUGGUGUGUGGCACUGGCCUGGCCAUCAUGCUGACAGGGGUGCCUGUCUAUUUCUUGGGUGUUUACUGGCAACACAAGCCCAGGUGUUUCAAUAAGUUCAUUGAGCUGCUGACCCUGGGGAGCCAGAAGAUGUGUAUGGUUGUGUACCCCAAGGUGGAGGAGGACUCAGGGACAGAGGAGCUACAGGAAGACAUGCAGGAGCAGCGGCAGCCCACUGCCCCCAAGGACAAGGAUGCAGAGGAGCCCUGAGGACCACCCUCCCCUCUCAGCCGCUUCCCUCCUCCUUCAUCCCCCUCUCUGCCCUCCUGCCCUGCCUGGGUCCCCCAAACACACACACACCCCUCUGCCUCUGUCAUUCCGGGGUCAGGAACUGGGUGUGGGUG
Molecule: messenger RNA, 2501 nt
Organism: Globicephala melas (long-finned pilot whale)
Lineage: Eukaryota; Metazoa; Chordata; Mammalia; Artiodactyla; Delphinidae
Gene: SLC7A8
Product: solute carrier family 7 member 8
Biological process (GO): neutral amino acid transport; amino acid transmembrane transport
Cellular component (GO): membrane
Molecular function (GO): L-amino acid transmembrane transporter activity; neutral L-amino acid transmembrane transporter activity
Source: RefSeq, a predicted model, not a curated record